CUGGAGCUUUGCUUGGGCUUCUCCUGCCCUACACGGAACGAACCUCCAAGCACGCCAUGGAACUGGGCGAGCUGCAACGGCAGCUGGCGCCCACUGGAAAGUUGAGGGCUGGCAUCAACCUGGCCAAUUUCCUGCUGGUCACUGGCAGGGACCCGGAGCCGGCAGGUGUCUCCCCAGAUGUGGCUGCGGAGAUCGCCAAGCGCUUGGGGGUGGAGGUGCAGUACGUGGCCUUCAACCACCCCAAGGAGCUGGCCGAUGCUGUGGAUGCCGGAUCAUGGGACAUCGGGCUGGUGGGUGCUGAGCCGCAGCGGGAAGCCAAGAUUGCCUUCAGCGCGCCCUACGCAGACAUCCCUGCUAUGUACCUUGUGCCGGGUGAGUCCAACUUGACCAGAAAGGCGGAGGUGGAUUCCCCGGGAGUGCGCAUUGCCAGCGUUGGGGGAUCAGCCUUUGGGCUUUGGCUGGAGAAGAACAUCCAGAAUGCCACCCUGCUGCAGGUCCCUACUAUGGACGAAGCAUUGGAGCUGCUUGUGCAGGGCAAGGUGGAUGUCCUUGCAAGCCUCAAGGAACGUCUCCUCUCCGAUGUGCAGCGGGUGCCUAAGGGGAGGAUCCUGGAGGGCAGCUUCAUGACGGUGAGACAGGCCGUGGGCACGCCGCGGAGCCGCGGCCCGGAAGUGGCCCAGUGGGUGGCGGAGGUGGUGGAGGAGCUGAAGGCCUGCGGCUUUGUCAAGCAAUCUAUGGAGAAGCACGGCGUGAACGAGAAGCUGCUAGUGUCCCCAGGCUCAGCCCCUUGACGACAAGCCUCAGAAUCUCGAUGCUGGAGCUGGAGAUGUGAGAAGCUGCCUGCGGAGAAGCUCGGCGGUAUGACGUGCCCACGUGUCACAUCGCGUGAGCGCGCCUGGAGCCUCAAGGUGAAUUCCGCGCCCAGAUCUGCGAGGCAACGCGCGCCCGCGGAUAGGAUCCAAAGCCCUUCCUCGAACUAAGCCCCC
Effrenium voratum is the source of this 986-nucleotide messenger RNA. The record is from the annotation of a GenBank genome assembly. NCBI's taxonomy places the organism in Eukaryota, Dinophyceae, Suessiales, Symbiodiniaceae.